Daucus carota subsp. sativus is the source of this 999-nucleotide messenger RNA. RefSeq names its product protein FAR1-RELATED SEQUENCE 5-like. The coding region runs from base 1 to 999 and encodes 332 amino acids. Gene Ontology annotation, biological process: regulation of DNA-templated transcription. The transcript has a single exon. Lineage: Eukaryota; Viridiplantae; Streptophyta; Magnoliopsida; Apiales; Apiaceae. The record is from RefSeq and is a predicted model, not a curated record.
AUGGAUAAGAUGUUUGCAAGAUUUGAAGGUAGAAAAAGUUUGCAUGAUAGUAGUGAUAAUAUUGUAGACGAAGAUGAGCCUAUUAGUAUCCCUUGCUUGAAUCAAAAAUUUGCUAAUUUACAAAGGGCGGAAAAUUUAUUUAGGGCGUAUGCUUUAAACCAUGGUUUUGCAAUUAAGAUACAAAACACGCAGAGGCGAGUCAAUGAUAAAUCCAUAUAUGGUCGAAUGUACGUCUGUAAUUUAGCGGGCGAAAAUCGUGGGAAAAACCCCGUUGAGGAAGAAGAAAUAUUGAUUGGUAGUGUUGGGAGUGUUAAGGGCAAACGGCGUAGAGAUGUGCUGCCUAGAAGUGAUUGCAAAGUUAGAAUGUACGUGGUUAAUAAGAAAAAAUCAAUUCAUUGGGAGAUAACCUCUUUGGAAUUAGAACACAAUCACGAAGUCGUUACUCCUUCCAAGAUGAGUUUGAUAAGACGGGAGAGACAUGUGACCGCGGCUCAAAGAAAUUUAAUCAAGACCUUACAUGCUUCGGGUGUCCCACCAAGACAACAAAUGAAUAUUUUUGGUCAAAUGCACGGGGGAGCGGAACAAGUAGGUUUUAAUAGCCAACAUUUAAGAAAUGUCGUGCACGAUUUUAGAAAGGACAACAUGGGAGUAAACGAUGCUCAAGCCGGUUUGGAUUUGUUGUAUCGUUUGAAAGAAGAGAGUGGCGGUAAGUUUUUUAUCAAGACUCUCCUUGAUGACGAACAAAGAUUGAAGUGUCUUGUAUGGGUCGAUCCCCGCUCUAUGAUGGCCUAUCGAAAUUUUGGUGAUGUGGUUGCGUUUGACACAACAUAUCGAACUAAUAGAUAUGCUAUGCCGUUUGUGCCUUUCACCGGAGUCAACCAUCAGUAUCAAUCAAUAGUUUUUUGUUUUGCACUCGUGCGGGAUGAAUUGAAGACAACUUUUGAGUACUUGGCUAGAGGCGAUGGAAGGCAAAGAACCCCUAGCUAUCAUAACCGAUAA